Messenger RNA from Paracoccidioides brasiliensis Pb18, 1422 nucleotides. RefSeq lists its product as uncharacterized. The transcript has 3 exons. The coding region runs from base 1 to 1422 and encodes 473 amino acids. Gene Ontology annotation, molecular function: proline dehydrogenase activity; flavin adenine dinucleotide binding; L-pipecolate oxidase activity. The record is from RefSeq and is a predicted model, not a curated record.
AUGACAACUACAUGCUCAGCGCAUGAGACCUAUCACGGCUCUGGAACAACAUUGCCGGAUUCCAUUCUCAUAGUCGGGGGCGGUGUGUUUGGACUAUCCACUGCCCUUGCUCUCUCCGCUCGCCAUUCGGGCAAGAUUACCCUCAUCGAUUCGUCCCCUGCCAUCCCAAACCCUCACGGGUCCUCUGUAGAUACCUCCCGCAUUGUCCGUGCAGACUAUGUUAAGACAGCGUAUGUUACCCUGGCCGAGUCCGCUCUUGAAAAAUGGCGCAACACAGACUGGGGCCAUAAAGGCCGAUUUACGCAGAGUGGUCUUGUCCUGGUGUCAUCGGGCGACACUGCAGGCAAGCGCUAUGUGCGCGAGAGCUACGAGAAUGUUAAAGCUCUUAAUCCCAAGGCUGUCGAGGAGCUGCCUACAAGGCAAGACGUGGAAAGGGUAGUGCCAGGCUAUGGAUCUGGCCUCCAUGUAUCGGGCGGGUACGUGAAUUGGGGAUCUGGAUGGGCUGAUGCGGAAGCAUCCGUGCGGUUCGCGAAGAAGAAAGUUGAAGAGACGGGCAAGGUGGAUUUCCGUACCGGGGAGGUCAAGCGGAUCCUGUCAUCAUCAGAAAGCCAAAGGGUAUCUGAAGGUGAUCCAGGAACCGUGGGAGCCAAAGAAACGGUAACCGGCGUCGAACUGACCGAUGGCAGCACCAUCACAGCCGAUCUAGUCGUAUUAGCUACGGGAGCCUGGACAGGCCGCCUCGUCGAUCUCCGGGGAAGAGCCGAGGCCAAAGGCCAGGUGCUUGCGUACAUUCGCAUUUCCGACGACGAGCAAGCCAAGCUCGCCAACAUGCCUACCGUCCUCAACUUCUCGACGGGCAUGUUCAUUAUCCCGCCGCGCAACAACCUACUGAAGAUCGCGAGACAUUCAUACGGCUACCGCAAUCCGCAGCGCGUGGCCGUCCGAAGUAGUAACAACACCCGUACCACCACGACGGAGACGAUUGAGGUCAGUCUGCCCGCUGGCGGAGACGUGCCGAUCCCGCAGGAGGGGGAGGAGGCAUGUAGAACCGCGCUGAGAGAGAUGCUGCCCGCCUUUGCGGAGCGGGCGUUUGUGAAAACGCGUGUGUGCUGGUAUACAGAUACACCCACAGGCGACUUUCUAAUAACACACCACCCACACUACGCGGGCCUCUUCCUCGCAACCGGCGGCAGCGGACACGGGUUUAAAUUCCUCCCCGUGCUCGGGGAGAAGAUCGUCGAUGCGAUACAGGGCCGUUUGGACGUGGAGUUGCAGGAGUUAUGGGAGUGGCCCAGGUCUCCUUCGUCUGACACUGCUGAUGCUCCCUGUGCGAUUGUGUGGACGGAAGAUGGGAGCAGGUCUGGGUCCAAGGGGCUGAUUUUGAUGGAUGAGUUGGCGAGGGGGAGGAUGAUGGAUUCCUGA